Molecule: messenger RNA, 2028 nt
Organism: Plasmodium coatneyi
Lineage: Eukaryota; Apicomplexa; Aconoidasida; Haemosporida; Plasmodiidae
Exons: 2
Coding region: 1-2028 (675 amino acids)
Cellular component (GO): VCP-NPL4-UFD1 AAA ATPase complex
Molecular function (GO): polyubiquitin modification-dependent protein binding
Source: RefSeq, a predicted model, not a curated record
AUGGAUGAUGAUUUCGCUAGAGCGGUGAAUAAAUUUAAUGCCAAUUUGGGGAUUCACAAGAAGAGUUCUAGUAGAAAUCUGGGUGAGAAAAAAGAAAAAAAGGAAAAAAAGAGUGAUGAUGAAAAUGGCAAUAAGCUGAAGGAAGACUUGGAGCUACAUUAUAUACACAACUCGAACAACAAAAUAUGCCAAAAGUUUUUGACCCUGCCCUUGAGCGCCAAGGUGGACAGGCUGAAUAGCCACUCGGAUAAGGUCAUCCUGCCGGUGUCCAUCUUGAAAACGCUCGAGAAGGGAUUCUACCAAAGCGAAGUGGAGUUCCCCUACACCUUCAGCCUGAAGAACGUACAAAACAGCUACAUCACGCAUGUGUGCGUCCUAGAGUUCAGCUCAAACGAAGGAAUCAUACACGUAUCAGAAAAUGUAAAAGAAAACUUAGGAAUUAAGCAAAACAGCGGAAUCGUUCGAUUAUUAGUAACCUAUGCAAAUAUACCCAAAUGUGAUUUUAUCAAAUUUGAGUCAUUAAAUGAAAAUACCAGUAAUAUAAAAUUUAUGAAAAAUUUACUACAAAAUGAGUUGAGUUUAAAUUAUAGUACCUUGACCUUGGGGGACUAUGUCCAUAUUAACAACCUAAGUUUCUACAUAAGUGAAUUAGAACCAGAUAAUGCCGUGUCGCUAAUAAAUACCGACAUCACCGUCGAUAUAUGUGAAAGGAAAAAUGUGGGAGAGAAGAAAGACGAGUCUUCAAAUCGCCUGAGCGACUUUUAUGAACCCAUAAACACCACAGAUGUGACUAUUAACAGUAGUAUUAAAAAAGAAAUGAAAAAAUAUAAGUACUUUUUCCAUUACUCCUUUUUGGAUCUGCUCAAAAAGGAUAAAAUUGAAAUAAAGAUUUCGCUGCAUUCUAAUGGUGCACAUAACGAUAUGGACUUGUAUGUGUCCUUUCCUCCGUACGACUCUGUAUCCGAUGUGCUGCACCAUUUGCACUUUGACGAUCUUAGUAAAGACGUCACCAUAAAUAGGGACCUCAUGAUAAAGUCUCUGAUGCUACACUUUGCCUGCUUUGCGGAGGAGACUGGAGAUGGUAAAACAGAUGGGGUUCCACCAGGAGACAACCCGCCAAGCGUCACCUCAAUUGCGUCCGAAAAGGAGGUCCCCCAAAGUACACCUCAGCAGGAGGAAGACCCCUUCCUUGAAUACAUAUACGAUCAGUAUUUCCCCCACCUAAUGUACCUUGCCAUUUCGUGCUCAGCCGAAACGGAGGUGCAAUACACUUUAUCGAUGAAAGUCACCAGUGAAGGUGAGAUGGAGUCACGGAAGAGGGACGAAGCAGAGGGAAAGGGUAACCCCCCCUCCGCCAGCACAGCCAUUAAACCAACCGCAACUUCGAGCAGCGGUCAAAAGUUCGUAAAAUGUGACAAUUGCCUAAAAGACAUUUCUGAGAAUAACCUGAGCAUGCAUCAAAUUCACUGCCUAAAAAAUAUCUCCCUAUGUAAUAUAUGCAAAAAGAGUUUCCAAAAAAAGAACCUUUCCAAUCAUACCCAUUGUGACAUAUGUAAUGAAGGAAUAAGUACAUCCGACAGGAAGAAACAUAACUACACGUGGCACACAAAAAUAAAAUGUGCAUGUGAAAAAUAUUUUUAUAAAAAACAAUUCAUUUUCCAUCAAGCGUUAUUCUGUCCGAAGAAAAUUAUCUUUUGCUCCUACUGUAACGUAUUUACGACAGCCUCUACAAGCGUCUACAAUGAAGACUACAUUUUGGCAAAUUUUCUCGACAAAUUUGAUGACCACGAAAAUUUUACGUCCAAAUCGGUCCCCUAUUACAUGCACUUACUGCAUACCAAUUUUUCGUACUUUGUUAAAUAUAUAAAUCAAACGGAGCAUGAAAAAUACUGCGGAUCCAAGUCAGCCAUUUGUAUAUUUUGCAAAACGAACAUGCACAGGAACAGGUACUUGGCGCAUUUGAUGUUUUUCCAUGACAAGGAUAAGAAGGAGGCCUUCACCCUAAUCAAUGAAAAUUUGGAAGAUUAG